CUUUUUGAUAUACCUGUUACUAUAGGUGUUGGAAAUGAUACCUUAACAAUUUCAGAUGAGUUUUCACAAUAUUUAGCUGGCUGGGAACCUAUAGUAAAGAGUAAGUUUAUAGCAUCAGUUAAUGGAAAAGGUAUUACUAUUCCACUUUUUGUUUAUAAUAAGGAUGAAAUUAAUAAAAAAAUACAUGAGCUAUAA
Messenger RNA from Racocetra persica, 195 nucleotides. Lineage: Eukaryota; Fungi; Glomeromycota; Glomeromycetes; Diversisporales; Gigasporaceae. The record is from the annotation of a GenBank genome assembly.